Molecule: messenger RNA, 3543 nt
Organism: Myxocyprinus asiaticus (Chinese sucker)
Lineage: Eukaryota; Metazoa; Chordata; Actinopteri; Cypriniformes; Catostomidae
Product: hepatocyte nuclear factor 4-beta-like
Exons: 10
Coding region: 302-1618 (438 amino acids)
Biological process (GO): cell differentiation; anatomical structure development; positive regulation of transcription by RNA polymerase II
Molecular function (GO): RNA polymerase II cis-regulatory region sequence-specific DNA binding; zinc ion binding; nuclear receptor activity
Source: RefSeq, a predicted model, not a curated record
CAUUAAGUAUAUAUAAUUUAGCAAAUUCAGGAGCUCUGCUUCAGUCCCUGGGUGUGGGCAAUUUGUAAUGCAUGGAACAGAGGAUCUCUAGAAAAAGACCUCUACGUCAUUGGAGGUAUAAUUCCAACAUUUGAAGUCCAUUUUAAGGGAAAGGAAGAGUAACAGAGCCAAGAGGUGAAUUGUUUACCAGCUCGGUUGGACUGAAAUGGUCACUAAGUGAAACACAUGUGGUGGUGUUUCUCGUAUACAAAAGAGCAUUAGGCCAAAUCCAAACCCUUGCCUGGGAAGACAUCACCAGACCAUGAAGAUCUCCGGGACUUCACUGGACCUGAGUGUAGCCGAAUAUGUAGUCGCACUGGACCCUACAUUCACUGUGCUUGAAUUUGCCAGUCUAUGCAUGCUCCCUGUACAAACAGAACCACUAAUACCUCACCCUGUGCCUGCUUCCGAACCAUUGCCUUUGCUGCAGCAGAGCACCGUGAACCUCUGUGCCAUCUGCGCAGACAGGGCUACAGGGAAACAUUACGGUGCAGCGAGCUGUGAUGGCUGUAAGGGAUUCUUUCGAAGGAGUGUACGCAAGAACCAUACUUACACAUGCAGGUUCAGUAGACAGUGUGUGAUGGACAAAGACAAAAGGAACCAAUGUCGCUACUGCAGACUUCAAAAGUGCUUGAGAGCUGGCAUGAGAAAAGAGGCUGUUCAAAAUGAGCGUGACCGUAUCAGCUGUCAUAGAGAGGGCCAAGGGGUGGAAACGCUCACCAUCGAUGUGUUGGUGCAGGCAGAGACCAAUACUCAUCAGCACCUCUCCCUGAAUCCCAUGAGGGACAUCAACACCAAGAAGAUAGCCAGUGUGGGUGAUGUGUGUGAGUCCAUGAAACAGCAGCUCCUUCUCUUAGUGGAAUGGGCAAAGUGCAUCCCUGAAUUCUGUGAGCUUUCCGUGGAUGACAGGGUCGUGCUGUUGAGAGCUCACUCUGCAGAGCACCUCAUCUUAGGGGUGGCACGUCGAUCAUUGCCCUACAAUGAUGUCAUCCUGUUGGGGAAUGACUUCAUCAUUCCUGUGAGAGGAACCGAGCAGGGGAUGUCCAAGGUAGCAGCUCGUAUCUUGGAGGAGCUGGUGAGACCUCUGAAAGAGCUCAACAUCACAGACACAGAAUUUGUCUGUCUCAAAACCAUUGUCUUCUUCGCCCCAGACUGCCCUGGACUACAGUGUGCCCAGGCAGUGCGCCGGUUGCGAUUCCAGUCCCAGGUGUUGUUGGAUGAGGCCACUAGCGAGCAGCGAGGGCGAUUUGGGGAGCUGCUGUUGCUGCUGACCACACUUCAGAGUGUAGCCUGGCAGAUGGUGGAGCAGCUGCAGCUAAUGCAUCUCCUGGGCAAGGCCAACAUGGACAGCCUGUUGAUGGAGAUGCUACUGGGAGAGGAGGCAGCCAGAGGAUCUGAAUCACUGCAGGCUUCAGAGCCGGUCCUCUCCAGAGAAAUACUGACAGAGCAUAUCCCACUGCCUAACUUCACAUCAGUGAUCCUCCCUGUACCCUCUUCUCUGACUGAAGAGCCCUUGCUACACACACACGCUGUGCCUGAGGUAUUCAUACAUGGACAAGCAGCAGACAUGCCAAGAUAAAUGGCCAACAGCCUCGCCAUGUCAACUGUCCACACAUGCCUUUAACCACAAUAACUAAGAAGUCAUAGAUACACAUGUGUAAAGGUUUUCAGUUAUACAGACACUAAUAACUUGACAUAUUUCUGCCCUGUACUUCACUGUAUUUUGCAUGUUCCUGAUCUGAGAAGUGCUUUUUAUAAUGUAUCAAAAAGGGUGUGUGAUCCACUAAUAGUUUUAAAAUUUGACUGAGUGAAAAACUUACAUCAGAUAAAAAGUUAGGUAGUAUAUAAAAAUUCUCUAAUGAAAUCACUAGUAAAUGAUUGUCUAAUUUAUUGGAUUAUGACGUGGCAGGGGAGCGUGCGCAUAAACAUUCAAAUCCAACAAAUUUUCAGGGUUCAUGGUUCAAUCAGAUACAGACUGUAAUACGCAUGAGGGAAUGGUACAUACAAAUGGUAAACAAUCGAGGGAAGAAAGAUAGCAUUUUUGCUAAUGUUAGACUUUAACAUUAGCUAAUAUCUCGUUCAAUAUAUUUUUUAUCAAACCAUUUACUUCACUUAUGAAACUGAAAUUUGUCUAAUGCAAUUUUUUAAAAAUAAUUUACAGACAAACAGGUUUCAGCUAUGACUGUGAACUCUCAAGUUAGCAUAAUGUAGGCUAAAACGUUUACACAAAUAUUCACCAGAGGGCGCCAAAUGCCUACUAAAUCCAGAUAAUGCAGCUUUCCUAUGAUAGGACUGUUUUUUGUAAUGUUGUCUUAUGAUAUGACUAGUUUUCCUUGUCCAGCCUGAAUAUACAGUUACAAGUAUAAAUAGUGAAGUGAGUUUAGCCCCAUAUAAAAAUCUAACCUAUACACAAACUUUAGAUAAGUGCAGAGAAGAUAUCUUUUACCAUCACCCUAAUUUGGUCGCUACAAAUAUUAGCAUCUAAAUAGCUAUAUAUGAAGUUGCUGUUUUACAUAGCUGUUUAUGAGCCUCCCUCUCUAGUGCUUUCCCCUUCCCCUAGCAGGUUAAGUGUAAAUUAACGUUAACAGGAGCGAUGGUUCUGGUCAGGAGGAUUAGUCUGACUCAUCAGAACAGAGGAGCUUAGUGGGCAGCUAUACAUCAGUAAAGAAAUGGAAAAAGAAAUAUUUUCCCCCCUGGCAACAGCAGCCACAACGAGUGAGAGUAUCUGCCCUCCUUUCAAACCAGUAAUUGAAACCAAUGUACAGAAACGCAUAAACUAAUCGUAACUAAUGGAUGACUAAUGCUCCCAUUGCGCCAAGUUCAGUAAAUGUUUUUCUUCACCUGUGGAGACAAAUCCCCAACUAGUAAAAAGCUAGCACAAUGAAACAAUGGAAUUGCAUGCACUGAAAGUUAAGAACCUUAAUGCAACAUGGGAAAAGAAAGGAAGCAAAAUUAUAACAGUAGGCUGCAGUAUUGUUACUAGAUAACACUUUGUGUCCAUACAUUGAAGAUAUUUAAUCAAAUUUGUAGGUAGGCAAAUGAAUAAAAUCUACAGUAAAAGCACUGUAGUAACCUAUAUUUCAUCAGCCAACCCAAAUUACCUGUGUGUUUAUAAUCCAGAUGUGUUAGGGCAUUAUUGAUUGGUAUUUACAUUUAUUUAAAAGCUUUGAGUAUUUGGAAAGAAGCACAAACUAUGAUACUUUUUUAUUCUGUUCAUUUUAAAAAAUUAUCAAUAGAGUAUUUACAGUAUACAUAUGGUGUUCCUACAUAUCUGUCAUUUAUAUACCAUAUAGCUCACAGCACUACAUUAAUAAUCCUCAGGUGAGUUUUGUUUUGUUAUCAAAGUGUACUAUAGUUGCCAUUUGAUGCCAAUUGGUUCCAGGUGUGAAUCAUGUAUUUUGUCAUUGGCAUCAAACUUAGUGCAACGUGUCUUGACACACCAUAUUUGAAUGUAUGUGAAUGUAAAUGAUCUAUAUCUUCACCUUUCAAUAAAACAGGAGAGAA